Messenger RNA from Sinocyclocheilus rhinocerous, 3340 nucleotides. Its product is annotated as zinc finger CCCH domain-containing protein 3-like. NCBI's taxonomy places the organism in Eukaryota, Metazoa, Chordata, Actinopteri, Cypriniformes, Cyprinidae. Gene Ontology annotation, molecular function: metal ion binding. The record is from RefSeq and is a predicted model, not a curated record. The transcript is spliced from 12 exons. Gene Ontology annotation, cellular component: nucleus. Bases 100 to 2922 code for a protein of 940 amino acids.
AGAAUCAUCUGUUGAGAGGCGUGUUAUGAUUGGAUGUUGCCUGUAAACGUAAUCACAGGCGUCGUCGCGGUUUUAUGACAUCUGUGUUUUGGUUUGAAGAUGGCUGAUCGUGAAGCGCUAAAAAGAGAAAUAGAGGAAUUGCAAAACCUCAUUAAUGACUAUAAAAGUACUCAUGGUGAUGUUCCCUCAAGUUCUACGCAGUGGGGUCGUGCCAGACAUGGCUCAAGGAGGGGCCGGGGCCAGAGUCGGGGUCAUGCCUCAUACUACACACAAUCAUAUUCAUCACUGCCAGAACCGUAUGCGCCUCAUUCUUCUGGCAGCUGGAGGAAAACGUACUCACUUAACAACAAGAGCAACAGGACAGUUGGGUGCCAUGUGUCUCAUCCAGCUGUGGACCACCUGAACCAGCCUCACCAUCACAUCACUACAUCUGGUGAUGCUGCUACUGGGAAUAGUGCUGGACCUUUUGGAAACAACAGUGUUUUAUUUAAAAAGUUGAAAGCUGAACAAAUCACAGAUAAAUCUACAACAUCUUCACUUAAUGUCCAAAGUGAGACUUCAAAGGAGAGCAAAAGUGAAGCAAGUGAAAAAAGGACUGUGCUUAUACCUUCAACAGGAAAAAACGAUCAUGGCUGCUCAUCUACCAGUACACUAACUGACUCUGCUUCAACAUCUGACCCUGAAAUGAAGAUAAAACACACUUUGAAAUCAUCCUCAGCUGUGAACAAUCCUUCUAUCCCUUCAUCUGUCAAACCUUCAGCUCCUGUUCAAGUCAAACCACACCUUUCCACUGCUGCCUUAUCCAAUAGCACUGUUGUAAUGCCAACAGCCAAUAGAGAUUGUACUAUGGCUUCUUCUGCCACCUCUAACCUUCAGUCUCAGGCUUCCUUAAGUCCCACAAAGCUUCAGCUUAAGCUAGACUCAACGCAGACAUGUGUAGCCUCGCCAUGUCAUAAGAAAUCUCGGUUUACUUGGGUGAAAAACCAAGAGAUGGUAAACAUAAAAAGCACACCUAAGCCAGUGACCUCUGGAUCCUCUCCUGGGACAGCUACUGUCAAACGAGUCUCCAGCUCCAAUAAGAAGGUGUCUCGCAAGCCUAAUCUUUCCCUCGGAGCUCCUAAGACCUCAAAGUACACCUGGGUGUCUUCCUCUUGCUCCUCGUCAACAGCUGGGAAAACAAACGCUUUAACGAAAACGCCACGCAAGCCCCUUUCACCCAAAUCUCUUAAAGUCCCUGUAAGAACAUCUCAAGGUGGACUGGAGGUACCAAUGAAAGAAAAGAGAUGUGCCACAACCUUAACAACUUUAUCAAAAAAGUCUAAAGCUACAGGUGCCUCCACAUCCCAUGCUGACCAUGCCAGCCGCUAUCGCUGGAAAGCGGCUGGACAAAGCGCAACAGCAAAUGCAUCUAGCUCAAUUUCUAGGACUACCCAUAAGGGCACGGUCUAUCAAUGGACAGCUAACAAGAAUGGUCAAAAGGGGGAAAAGGUAUUUGCUCUGUCCUCAAACCCCACCUACAUGAACCCUACUACCACCCCACUGUCAGCUGGUGCUUUCAAGCUCAGGAGUCGAACUAAGAUCAUCAGAAGAUCUGCUAGCGGUCCCUCCUUAGAGAGAAGAUACAGCCCCAUUGUGCAGACUUUAAGUAGCCGGUAUUCUUUGCGGAGACGGACACACACUCCGGUGAAGAGUCCAACCAAUACCAGGCGAGCACAGCCCAAAGUGCUGGUUUCAUUUGGCAGACACAAGCUCCGCCGUCUCUCUCUCACCUCCACCUCACUCGGGACCUCAAGAUCAGGACCCUUAUCUUUGUCAUUGCGAAGCCCGGAAUCGCAUAGGGUAUUCAAAACACGCUACAAGAUUGACACACGCAGAGCCCAUACAGUCCACCACAACCCUGCUCUUUCCUACAGGGUCAAGAGAGUGCAUUCUGCCAGAAUCCUCCUGCAGAAUCGACUAAGGACAACUUCAGAAAGGGACUGGAGGGGGCGAAGCAUGAGAUGGAUAGGCGGAGCACUAUACAGAGUCUCAGCCAAUAAGCUCUCUCGCACUCAAACCACCUGCACACCUAACAGUAGACCAGGAGAAUGGUACAAUCCAUAUGUUUCCUCGACUGGUAAUCAGGGAAGAACAUCAGCCACACGUUACGUAGCCAAUCGUGCUGUGCAGAAGAGUUUAGCUAUAAUACGACAGGCCAGACAGAAGAAACAGAAGGCCAAGCAGUACUGCAUGUACUAUAACCGAUUUGGCAAGUGCAACCAUGGUGACUCUUGCCCCUACAUCCAUGACCCUGACAAAGUGGCCGUCUGCACCAGGUUUCUCCGAGGCACAUGUAAGCAGACAGAUGGGACUUGUCCUUUCUCACAUAAAGUAGCCAAAGAGAAGAUGCCUGUGUGCUCGUACUUUCUGAAGGGGAUCUGUAAUAACAGUAGCUGUCCCUACAGCCAUGUUUAUGUGUCUCGCAAAGCUGAUGUGUGCAAAGACUUUGUCCGAGGCUACUGCCCUCAGGGAGAUAAGUGUAAGAAGAAACACACGCUGGUGUGUCCAGACUUCUCCAGUACCGGCGUGUGUCCACGUGGAUCCAAAUGCAAGCUGCACCACAGACAGAGCUCGAAACGCUCCGGCUCUAACGCAAGCUUUGGACCGACCAAGAAAGCCCGUACUAGAGACAUUUUAAAAAGUUCAGAGGAAGUUCAGGCACAAUCUACAGAGUCCAUACAGGCAGAUGAGGGCUCGUCCUGCUCGGGUCCUGAGAAGCUGCCUUCCUUCAUCUCCUUGUCCAGCUCUCCUGACAUGUCAGAGAACCCUGAUACCCCAAAGGUGCCCCCUGCAGCAGGCCCACAGGCCAAAGGAAAGCCACUACAUAUCAAGCCGCGAUUCUUAUAUACAACACAGACAGAAAGCUUGCCAAAGGAGGGCUGAUGGAGGAGUUUUAAUUGGUAAUAAACUUUGAAACAUUUUAACUUGAUUUUUACUUUAAUAAUAUACAGUAUAAAUUCUCCUAAACUGUUACAAAAUGGUUUACAAAGACAUCUUCUUUACUUGAGACGUUCACAGCUACUUUUUGGUGUGAAUUCACAUGUUUGGUUUGAGGAAUUUCGAAAUGCAAUUGAUUAAACAUUUCUCGGAAUAUGUUCAUAAACUGUCACUACUACAGAACUGAAUUUAUGCAUUAUAAUCAAAUACUAUUCUGAAAAAAUGCAGACGUUCACAGUGAGUUAGUUUCAAAAUGUAUAUGUAUAUGUAAUUCUCAGGGAUUUUUAAAAUGGCAUUUCUAUAGUGGUUUGUUAUGCAAAGAAAUUGUAUUAUUUCAAAUGCGAGCUUGUGAAAAUGUCUUUUC